GCCCACCAGCAAAGAAUGGGAACUCCUGUGCCACAUCCUUGCCAGCGUUUAAGUUGCAGGACCUAUCUACAAUGUGAAGUAAGGACUUCACUGCACUUUAAAAAUGUAGGCUCCCCUAACUUCGUGAGGUGGGGUGGGGAGGAAGACACACUAGAAAUCGAGUGGGAAACAAGUCCCUUCACUGACGUUGUCACCACCAACCUAAAGCUUGGCAACCUGACAGACCGAAAUGUGUGUUUCAAAGUGAAGACCACAGCACCACGUAGGUACUGUGUGAGGCCCAACAGUGGCAUCAUUGACGCAGGGGCUGUGAUUAAUGUAUCUGUGAUGUUACAGCCUUUCGAUUAUGAUCCCAAUGAGAAAAGUAAACACAAGUUUAUGGUUCAGUCUAUGUUUGCGCCAACUGACACUUCUGAUAUGGAAGCAGUAUGGAAGGAGGCAAAACCAGAAGACCUUAUGGAUUCAAAACUUAGAUGUGUGUUUGAAUUGCCAGCAGAAAAUGAUAAACCACAUGAUGUAGAAAUAAAUAAAAUUAUAUCCACAACUGCAUCAAAGACAGAAACACCGACGGUGUCUAAAUCUGCAAGCUCUCUGGACGACACUGAAGUGAAGAGGGUGAAGGAUGAGUGUAAGAGGCUGCAAGGCGAGCUUCAGAGGCUGCGGGAAGAGAGCAGACAGCUCAAGGAGGAAGACGGCCUUCGGAUGAGGAAGACGGUGCAGAGCAGCAGCCCGGCUCCUGCAGCAGCCACAGCUGGGAGGGAGGAGGGCCUCAGCACCCGGCUGCUUGCGCUGGUCGUCCUGUUCUUCAUCGUCGGGGUCAUCAUAGGGAAGAUCGCCUUGUAGAGGCCGCGAGCGGAGGGGGGUGGGUGGAGGGUCUGCCAGAUCAUGGCAUCCAGAUUUAUCAUAACCAUGUAUAAGAAGAAAUUACUGUAUGAUGACAUCUCACAGGGCUUGCCUUUAAAUUACCCCUCCCUGCGCGUGCGCGUGCACACACAAAUGUAACAUAAUGUAACGAUCUUUUAGAAAGAUAAAAAUGUAUAGUGAGUGAUUGGGAAAAAGAAUGAUCUGUGUUAAUGACAAGGGAAACUGAUCAGAUGGUAAUGGCAUGUUGUAAAUGUCAUUUUAAACAUCUCUAGCCUUGGUCCAUGCUGCUGGCUCCCUCUCUGAAAUCAGGACACUCUUCCUCACUGGGCGCUGGCCCUCGGAGCGGAGCCCAGUGUGGUGGGGAGUGCCGUCCCUCCAGCAGGCGUGCCCGCCGGGCUGCUUGCCCUGUGCUGCUCCGGCCGUCAGUUCCCUGGGACUGAGGGCAGAUCAGCCGCUGAGAAGAAUGAGCUGUGGCGGCAUGGACAAGCGCGCUGGGCAUGGGUGGGUCUGGGCACCGAGGGGCCCAGCGCUCGGGAAGGAAAAGUCAGUGCUUUGUUCUCUUAAAGGGACCAAGCUAAAUUAUUGUUGGUUCAUGUCAUGAGAUUGAACUGUUAUUCGGAGAUGUUUAAUGCAUAUUUAACUUAUUUAAUGUAUUUCAUCUCAUGUU
This is a messenger RNA of Molossus molossus (Pallas's mastiff bat), 1531 nucleotides long. RefSeq names its product VAMP associated protein B and C (gene VAPB). Bases 16 to 843 code for a protein of 275 amino acids. Gene Ontology annotation, molecular function: FFAT motif binding. Lineage: Eukaryota; Metazoa; Chordata; Mammalia; Chiroptera; Molossidae. The transcript is spliced from 7 exons. The record is from RefSeq and is a predicted model, not a curated record. Gene Ontology annotation, cellular component: plasma membrane; endoplasmic reticulum membrane. Gene Ontology annotation, biological process: endoplasmic reticulum membrane organization.